Messenger RNA from Microsporum canis CBS 113480, 843 nucleotides. Its product is annotated as nudix hydrolase 14. The transcript is spliced from 2 exons. Lineage: Eukaryota; Fungi; Ascomycota; Eurotiomycetes; Onygenales; Arthrodermataceae. The record is from RefSeq and is a predicted model, not a curated record. Bases 1 to 843 code for a protein of 280 amino acids. Gene Ontology annotation, biological process: nucleoside phosphate metabolic process; ribose phosphate metabolic process. Gene Ontology annotation, molecular function: ADP-ribose pyrophosphatase activity; ADP-glucose pyrophosphatase activity.
AUGUCAACCUUUACGCUUCCCGCCUCUGAGCCACCGGUGCCUGUCCAGUUGACAUCAGACAUAUCUCAAUCCCAGCUGCUUUCCUUCCCAGCGUUUAAAAUAUGGCUGUCGACCCUACGUCAUUCUCUGUCUAGACAACAGGACCCUUCUCAUGAGUUCCAUGCAAAGCCGUACGUGCUGCGAAGCAUCAGCGUACAGGCUGUCGACCACUUUGGGGCAAACAGGCUUGGUUUUGUCAAAUUCAAAGCGGAUGUCUCUACUGAUGACGGAGACAGGUUGCCGGGUAGCGUCUUCUUGAGAGGCGGCAGCGUUGGCAUGCUCCUCAUUCUCCAACCCGACGAUGCAUCGAACGGUGAUAAACAUGUCGUCCUUACUGUCCAGCCUCGCAUUCCAGCGGGCUCACUUUCUUUUACUGAACUACCGGCCGGCAUGAUCGAUGAAAACGGCUCCUUUGCCGGAGCCGCUGCCAAAGAGAUACAUGAAGAAACAGGCCUUGAUAUCAAGCAAGAUGAGCUAAUUGACAUGAGCUCACUUGCUCUACUUGGCUCUCCUAGCGACAACAGUUACGAUGAACUUGACAAGAAGGAAACUUUACAGAAUGCAGUGUACCCUUCGCCUGGAGGAUGUGAUGAAUUCAUUCCUCUUUUCUUGUGCGAAAAACGCUUGCCCAGGGCGAAUAUGCAGCAGAUGCAGGGACAGCUCACAGGGCUGAGGGAAGAAGGUGAAAAGAUCACCCUUAAGCUGGUGCCUCUAGACAAACUGUGGAAGGAGGCAGCUCGGGAUGCGAAGGCAUUGUCGGCAUGGGCUUUAUACCAUGGUCUAAAGAAGGAUGGGCUUCUAUGA